This is a messenger RNA of Acyrthosiphon pisum (pea aphid), 595 nucleotides long. RefSeq names its product mitochondrial ribosomal protein L55 (gene mRpL55). Gene Ontology annotation, molecular function: structural constituent of ribosome. Gene Ontology annotation, biological process: translation. Lineage: Eukaryota; Metazoa; Arthropoda; Insecta; Hemiptera; Aphididae. The record is from RefSeq and is marked provisional. Gene Ontology annotation, cellular component: mitochondrial large ribosomal subunit.
GGCCUGUGCAUAAAGGGCCUGUGUGACUGUGCGAAUUUCAUGUUAAACGUUUACGGUUAACCUAUUAACCUAAAGGUACUUGUUACUUUGGUUCAUACUUCAUUCUAAACUUUUAUACUUGAAUUCUUUGUUGUGUACGAGUUCAACAAAUUAAAAGAAUUAUGCUCAACAUCGUCAGAUCUGGUCGCUUUUUCAGUAGUAAAUCAGCUGCUAUUACAAAAAUUCAUCGUAACAUUUAUCCACAACACUACCUUACCAAAAUAAUUCAACCAGAUGGUUCAAGUUUUACCAUCAGAUUCAAUGAUCCUCGAAUGAUUAUUAGAUUACCUUUAGAUAUGAACUUAAUUACUGAAGAAGAGCGCAAACGCAGAAUUGAAGCAAGAAGGCCAAAACAAAAGGUCAAAAUAGUAGAGGAAUUAGAUGAUUCAUUUGACAGGACUAAGUAUCUUAAGUAUUUUAAAAAGUAACAUUGAUUAUAUCGUAAUACGCAAAGUAUAAAAUUUAUACGAUUAAUUAAUGAAAGAAAAUUAGAUUUAGGAUGUUUAUAAAUUGUUAUAUAAUAUGAAAAAUGAAAUAAAAUACUAUUUAAAAUGUA